CACACGCAGCACACAAGACACAACAGGACAACCUCUCCACUGAAGUUCACAUGGCGAAGUCAAGCCUACAUGCUCAACGGCAGGCUGAGCAACUGGAAUCCCCCGAGGAUGAACUCGCAAUCCCGGAGCCAUUUGGAGAGGAGAGCGGGGAUCCUCUUGAGGAAAGCGGAUGUACCAUGGACACAAGCGAGGACGAGAUUGAGGAAUCUGUAGCAGAAGACAUUCAGCGCUUCGAGGAAAGUUUUGAAGGGAUCAACAAGCGGUAUCGACUAAUCAAUCGAGUCGGCGAAGGCACAUUCUCUACAGUCUAUAAGGCUGAGGACCUGGAAUAUAACAAGUACGAGAACCGCUGGGAUAUCGACGAGCGAGAGAGCCGGAAGUGGGCUUCACCACCAGGCCACCGAAAGAAGACCAAUCGGCCUCACUAUGUGGCAAUUAAAAAGAUAUACGUCACUAGCAGUCCCAUGCGCAUAUUCAAUGAGCUCGAACUCCUCCAUGACCUCAAAAACUCGAACUCAGUAUGUCCCCUUAUUACCGCAUUUCGUCACUUGGACCAGGUCGUUGCAGUCCUGCCAUACUGCCAGCAUCGCGACUUCCGUGACUACUACCGCGACAUGACAAUUCCUGAGAUGAGACGCUACUUCCGUAGUCUUUUCACAGCUUUACAUUCCGUUCACGAAAAGAAGAUCCUGCACCGCGACAUCAAGCCUACCAAUUUCCUGUACAAUACCGAACUGGAAAGAGGUGUGCUUGUCGAUUUCGGCCUGGCAGAGAGAGAGGGUACGGACUGGCACCCUUGUGCAUGCACGUUGACUCCCGAGGAACGUCGUUACAGGACUACGCACAGUGUCUGGGCGCAAACGCAAGACAGGCCGUCAUGCUACCCGAAGAACGACACACGGCCCAGCCGCCGGGCAAACAGAGCCGGCACACGCGGAUUUCGUGCCCCCGAAGUGCUCCUCAAAUGUACUCAGCAAAACACAUCCAUUGAUAUAUGGAGCGCCGGAGUAAUUCUCCUCACACUUCUAUCACGUCGUUUCCCCUUCUUCCACAGCGCGGAUGACAUUGACGCAUUACUGGAAAUUACAGCUCUCUUCGGACGCAAGAAGAUGAAGGAAACGGCUCUGCUUCAUGGCCAGGUCUUUGAGACUAACAUUCCAAGCUACACCGAGAACGGCCACAGUCUGGAGAAAAUCAUUCUGUGGUGCACUAACAGGAACACCAAGGACGAAGUGACAGGCUUGAAGAAAGAGUUGGAUGACGAGGAAAAGGAAGCUGUACAGUUCCUCUACCGUUUGCUCGAAUGCGACCCUGCAAAGCGCAUAACAGCAGAAGAGGCGCUUCGGCAUCCCUUCAUUACAAAAGCGUACGAGGAUGGCGAAGGGGACGAGGAUCUCGAGCUUGUCGACGCCUGAGCACGAAAAGCAUUCAUUAUGGAGCACGAAAAGCAUGAGUUAUAGAGUACGGAAAUGGAUGAUGGCCGCAUAUUUACGGCAAUGGGGCUGGCGUUCAUGUUUUUUUGGAGCAUGGGGCGCUUUCAUGGGGGACGAUUGUGAGAUACUUGCGAUACCCUUCGGACUUGUAUGAUGUAUGGUGGACG
Messenger RNA from Westerdykella ornata, 1600 nucleotides. Its product is annotated as kinase-like protein. NCBI's taxonomy places the organism in Eukaryota, Fungi, Ascomycota, Dothideomycetes, Pleosporales, Sporormiaceae. Bases 51 to 1415 code for a protein of 454 amino acids. Gene Ontology annotation, cellular component: nucleus. Gene Ontology annotation, biological process: mitotic DNA damage checkpoint signaling; protein phosphorylation. The record is from RefSeq and is a predicted model, not a curated record. The transcript is spliced from 2 exons. Gene Ontology annotation, molecular function: protein serine/threonine kinase activity; ATP binding.